Molecule: messenger RNA, 805 nt
Organism: Salvelinus sp. IW2-2015
Lineage: Eukaryota; Metazoa; Chordata; Actinopteri; Salmoniformes; Salmonidae
Product: fibroblast growth factor 23-like
Exons: 3
Coding region: 1-786 (261 amino acids)
Biological process (GO): positive regulation of cell population proliferation; fibroblast growth factor receptor signaling pathway; positive regulation of protein phosphorylation
Cellular component (GO): cytoplasm
Molecular function (GO): type 1 fibroblast growth factor receptor binding; growth factor activity
Source: RefSeq, a predicted model, not a curated record
AUGGAAAUAACCAAGACAUCUGGGAUGAGGAGCGCCGUUCUUGUGCUCUUACUGGCUGUUCUUCAGGGAUUUCGACUAGUAGACGCUCUUCCAAACCCAUCACCUCUCCUGGGUUCCAACUGGGGGCAUCCGAGAAGAUACGUACACAUGCAGACGUCUUCAGACGUGAACAACUUCUACCUUGAGAUCAGUUUAAAUGGCUACGUGCGCAAAACUACACUUCGAAGCUCAUACAGUGUGAUUUUAUUGAAGGCGGAAACAAGAGAGCGCGUGGCGAUGCUUGGAGUCAAAAGUAACCGCUACCUGUGCAUGGAUUCCCUGGGAAACCCUUUCAGCUCUACCGUUUGCCACAAGGAAGACUGUCUUUUUAACCACAAGCUAUUGGAAAACCACCGCGACGUGUACUACUCUUGCCGAACUGGUAUUCUGCUCAACUUGGAAGGGAUAAAGCAAGUGUACACUGUGGGUCAGAAUCUACCGCAAACCUCCCUCUUCCUGUCGGAGAAGAACACCGUGCCACUGGAGCGCCUCUUGCACCGGGAGAAGAGAAACCGGGUGGUUGACCCUUUUGAUCCGUACAACAUGCUGGGUCAAACGGAGGAGGAUGAGGACUCCCGGGCUAUGCCGGAGCUGGAUGACACCUUGGAGACGGACCAGGAGGAUGAACUCCCCGAGGGACGCAACAUCUCCAGGGAGACCCCCCAUUCUUCCUCCGACGACCCGUGGAACGCGCAUUCCCUAAACCCCCCUCCCAGCCCCCGUAUCACGAAUCCAAUGGCGGGAUAAGGGGACAGGACACUUGCCG